AUGGUAUGCGAGGAACUGAAGAACAAUGAUGUACAUUACAAGCAAGCGCUUGUUUGGCAAAUUGGCAAAUUCAAAGGUGAGGUUCCACGGAUCUCACGGAUUCCGAUCAUUCCAACAUAUUUUCCAUUUCAAUUCAAGCGGAUUCAGUUGGCUUUUGCGGUGACAAUCAAUAAAUCGCAAGGCCAAUCUUUGGAAGUCUGUGGGAUAAAUUUAGAAUUUUCAUGUUUUUCGCACAGUCUGUACGUUGCCAGUUCACGUGUUGGCAAACCUUUUUCGUUGUUUAUAAAUUGUUUAUCAUAUUGCACUCAACUGAUUUCUGUUUCAAUUCAAAUAAAUCAAUAA
Messenger RNA from Cinara cedri, 342 nucleotides. The record is from the annotation of a GenBank genome assembly. Lineage: Eukaryota; Metazoa; Arthropoda; Insecta; Hemiptera; Aphididae.